AUGGCGGCGCGGCGGCUGGGGGGCAGCUCCUGGCAGCAAGUGGUAUCGCUGAGCAGGCGGUGCUGCUUACUGGGCGGGAGGUGCUCUUCUAGUACUAGAGCUGUUGGCAAGACUGUGGAAAAGUCAGAAGUUACUCAAGAAGAAAUUGUGCUUCCACGAAAGAAAACCUGGGAUAAGCUCGCGGUUCUUCAGACAUUGGCUUCUACUGUGAACAGGGAUCCUACUGCUGCUCAUUAUAUGUUCCAGGAUGACCCUUUCCUUAUGCCAAGAAAUGCUGGCAAUUCUCGUCUGUUUUCAUUGUCGAAGGAGUCUGGGAGAAAUGCUGCAAAAUACAUUAUUAAGCAAUUUCCUCAGUAUUUUGACAAGAUUUUUGCAGAGCCCAACAUACCAUGUUUGAUGCCUGAGGCUCUUACACCUCAGAUUGAAGGAGUGAGUGAAGAAGCUCUAAAAGAGCGUAUCAACCUUAGAAGGGUGAAAGAUUCUGUGGACCUGUUUGAUCAGCUUGUACAAGCAGGUACUCCUGUAUCUCUGGAGACCACAAACAGCCUUUUAGAUUUGUUAUGUUUCUAUGGAGAUGGAGAAUCUACUCCAGAAAAACAGGAAGGGCAAAAAGAGGAUUUGGAAGAACCAGGGGUGAACGCUUCAGAGCAGAAGGCUCCAAAGAGACAAUUCCAAAGAGGUUCACAGUCAUCUGGCUCCAGAUGGAGGGAGAACAACAAUGCUGAAAGGAUAUUUAAGAUAAUGCCAGAGAGGAAUGCGCAUUCCUAUUGCACAAUGAUCCGUGGGAUGGUGAAGCACGGGGCUUCUGCUAAAGCUUAUGACAUGUACAUGGACUUGCUGAAUGAAAGACACAAGGCUGACGUGCACACGUUCAACGCACUGAUUACAGCAGUCCCAUAUCUAAAGGAGAGGUUCUUAGAAAGAUGGGAAUUAGCCAAGGUCUUCCUGAAUCACAUGGUUCAACAGGGAGUGCAACCAAAUCUGCUAACGUUCAAUGCUUUACUGAAGACUCUGAGAAGAUGUGGUGGUGUAGGCAGAAGUAUGUCUUUAUUGGUAAUGAAGGAAAUGGAAGCACUUGAUAUAGAGCCUAGCCUUGCAACGUAUGAUCAUCUUCUCUUUAUAUUUUAUAGAGGCGUUGACCUUUGCCCACCAGGCAUCAUCCUUGAAGUACUAGAUGACGUUGAAAAGAGGAGUUUCACUCCCCAGGACCCUGAUGACGCCAACUUUUUUGCCACUGCUAUGCAAGCGUGCUGUGAUCUUAAGGAUAUCAAGCUUGCCUAUCGGUUAAAUAAGGCAAUGGAGAAGGGAGACAACUGGAAGUUCUUGGACAUGGAUCGGUUAAAUGCCUACUGGUCAAAAUUCUUUUCAUUGUUGUGUAUGAUGGAACAAAUUGAUGUUGUGUUGAAAUGGUACAAAGAAAUGUCCCUUUCGGUCUUCUAUCCAACUCCUAAAAAUAUAUUGGACCUCCUUCAAGCACUGGAUGCAGCCAACCACUUGGAAGUGAUCCCUUCAGUCUGGGAAGAUAUGAAACAACUGGGGUUUAGUAGGAGACAAGACCUGUUGGAAGAGCUCUUGUCUUUGAUGAGCAGGGAGCAGCACCCUGAGGAGAUUCAACUGGCGUUUGCCAAGUGUGCUGAUGACAUCAAAGCUGUCCAUGAGCAAACUGGGAGGGAGCAGGCCCCGUUGGAAUGGACAGGCAGUGUGCUGUGCCAUGUCACUCUGUUGUUUUCCAGGGUUGGGAGAACCCAGGAUGCUUGGAACAUGAUGGAGCGGUUCCAGCAAAUCAAUAGGAUUCCCACUGAGCAGGUGAUGGAUGAGUUCUUGAACUGUGCUAAACAAACCAAUUGCUCAGAUGAGGCAAUUAAGCUGGUAAAGCUGGCAGCGUCCCUCGGUCUUCCUUCAUCUCAAAGGCUUAAAAGCAGAACGGAGAAGGAAUUUGAACUCUCUGAAAAGCAGAAGAAGACAUUGGAGAGUAUCAAGUCAGACAGCGACAGCAGCGACAGUGAUAGUGACAGCGAUAGUGACCGUGACUAGCUGUCCCUCUUGCCUUCCCCUUGGGAAAACUGGGAGCAACGGCUGUCUUGGUGCCAGGAGGCUUCUGUGAGAAGUGAAAUCACUGAAGGGAUGGCUUCUGGGGGGUGCUGCAGCACUGCUGAGAGCUCCACAGCAUUCUGAUACAAGACCUGCUU
This is a messenger RNA of Charadrius vociferus (killdeer), 2189 nucleotides long. It is a transcript of the gene PTCD3, whose product is annotated as pentatricopeptide repeat domain 3. The record is from RefSeq and is a predicted model, not a curated record. Bases 1 to 2034 code for a protein of 677 amino acids. NCBI's taxonomy places the organism in Eukaryota, Metazoa, Chordata, Aves, Charadriiformes, Charadriidae. Gene Ontology annotation, cellular component: mitochondrion. Gene Ontology annotation, molecular function: rRNA binding; ribosomal small subunit binding; protein binding. Gene Ontology annotation, biological process: mitochondrial translation. The transcript is spliced from 24 exons.